Molecule: messenger RNA, 3312 nt
Organism: Chelonus insularis
Lineage: Eukaryota; Metazoa; Arthropoda; Insecta; Hymenoptera; Braconidae
Gene: Sf3a1
Product: splicing factor 3a subunit 1
Exons: 6
Coding region: 116-2434 (772 amino acids)
Biological process (GO): mRNA cis splicing, via spliceosome; regulation of alternative mRNA splicing, via spliceosome
Cellular component (GO): U2 snRNP; U2-type prespliceosome; catalytic step 2 spliceosome
Molecular function (GO): RNA binding; protein binding
Source: RefSeq, a predicted model, not a curated record
CUUCUCAACUUACAAUGUUGUAGUGUAUUUUGAAGCAGUAUAAUUAAUAAAUCAAUUAUUAUUAUAAGUGCAUUUUGUGUGCAUAAAUAAUAAUUGUAAUAAAUAAGGCAUAAUCAUGCCUGGGCAAGAUGCAGUGGUGGUACAAUUACCGCCCAGCGAAAUAGAAGAUACUGCACCUUCAUCACAGCCCAUCGUCGGCAUAAUCUAUCCUCCUCCGGAGGUUAGAAAUAUUGUGGACAAAACUGCAAGUUUUGUUGCCAGAAAUGGCCCUGAGUUUGAGUCAAGGAUUCGACAAAAUGAAUUGGGAAAUGCUAAAUUUAAUUUCUUGAAUUUUGGCGAUCCUUAUCAUGCGUAUUAUCAGCACAAAGUCAAAGAAUUCAAAGAGGGAAAAGGACAAGAGCCAACCCUCGGAACAGCUAAAGGAGUUAAUCUUUCUGCUCACCAAAAACAACAAGAAAUUCUUAAACAAGUUGAGCAGCCUUUCGUUCCUAAAGAUCCUCCAGCUGAAUUUGAAUUCAUUGCUGAUCCUCCAUCGAUAUCAGCACUUGACUUGGAUAUUGUCAAGUUGACUGCUCAGUUUGUAGCCAGAAAUGGUCGGCAAUUUUUAACGAAUUUGAUGAAUCGUGAACAGCGUAAUUUUCAAUUUGAUUUCCUACGGCCACAACAUUCUUUGUUUCAAUACUUUACCAAAUUGUUGGAGCAAUAUACAAAAGUAUUAAUUCCACCAAAAGAUUUAUUGCCAAGGCUGCGAGAAGAAGCUUAUGAUAUGGAUAAAAUUUUAGAACAAGUUAAAUAUCGAGCUGAAUGGUUAAAGUAUCAAGAAGCUCAACGUCGUAAAGAAGAAGAAGAAUUGGAACGUGAGCGCGUUGCUUAUGCACAAAUUGAUUGGCAUGAUUUUGUAGUCGUCGAAACAGUUGAUUAUCAACAAUUUGAAGUAGGGAACUUCCCUGCACCAACUACACCAGACGAAGUUGGAGCACGUGUCUUAAUGCAGGAGCGUAUUGAAGAAGGUGAAGAUGUUGAAAUGCAAAUCGAAAGCGAUGGUGAUGAUGAAAUGCCAACUCGACAUGAAUUCGACAAAGAACGAACCGCUAAAGAUAAUAAUCAAGUACAAGAUAUGGAAGAAGAUUCAAGUGAUGAUGAUGCUAAUACAGAGGAAAUGAUGCAAACAGAUGCUCAAAAGUCUAAAGAUGCUAAAGGUCUACGUGAUGUCAUGCAACCACCGCCAUUACCACCAACUCCCGGAAAUGUUGUUGUUAAGAAAGGCUAUGAUCCUAAACAGCAUAAUAUUAAGACAACACGGCCAGCGGCACCAGAUGAGUAUUUGAUAUCACCAAUUACUGGAGAAAAGAUUCCUGCUAGCAAAGUUCAGGAGCACAUGAGGAUUGGACUUCUUGAUCCUCGAUGGGUUGAGCAAAGGGAUAAACACCUUGAUAAAUUGGCACAAGAGACAGUAUUUGCACCAGGAACUGCAAUUGAAGCUAGUUUGAAACAACUAGCAGAGCGGCGUACUGAUAUUUUCGGUGUUGGAGAUGAAGAAACAGCUAUUGGUAAAAAAAUUGGUGAAGAAGAUAAGAAAAAGGAUGAUAAGGUUACAUGGGAUGGUCACACAUCAAGCGUAGAAGCUGCUACGAGAGCAGCAAGAGCUAAUAUCACUCUUGAAGAGCAGAUUCAUCAAAUUCACAAGGUUAAAGGAUUGCUCCCAGAUGAAGAGAAAGAAAAGAUUGGACCAAAACCUGUUACAAGUCGUGCUGCUGAGUUGACGCAUAUGGCAGCAGUGGCUGCUAAACCACAGGCUACACUCAAAGCCCCUCCAAAACCUCCUGCACCUAAACCAAUUCCUGUACCAACUCAACCUCCACCACCACAAAUGGCAAUGCCUCCUACAAUGGCAGCUAUGCCACAGCCUCCUAUGGCUAUGCCACAACCACCUCCGAUGAUGAUGAUGGCUCCAAUGCCGCCUAUUAGACCUCCGCCAUUAAUGACUCCAACAAUGUCACCAUUUAUGCCAGCACCACCAACCAUGCAACCACCAAUGCCAGCUCCAAUGGCUAUGAAGCAUCCAGCUGAAGUCCCAAUGGAAGAAGAACCUCAAACUAAAAAAUUGCGAACAGAAGAUUCUCUUAUUCCAGAGCAACAAUUCCUCGCUAGAAAUAAAGGACCUGUUCAAUUGAACAUUGCAGUUCCAUUGAUGACUGAAAAAGCUGAAUGGAAAUUGACUGGUCAAACUUUGGCUAUAACAUUGCAACCUAAUGAAACUGUAGCAACUAUUAAAGCACGAAUUCAUGAACAAACUGGCAUGCCACCAGGCAAACAGAAGUUACAAUUCGAGGGAAUGUUCUUCAAAGAUAACAAUACCCUAGCGUAUUAUAAUUUAGUGUCUGGUAACGUAAUAAAUCUUUUACCAAAAGAAAGAGGUGGACGAAAAAAAUAAGGUAUGUUACUCCUACUUUAAUCAAUUGAAAUAUUUUGAAUGAUAAAUUAUAAUUGGCAAAAUAAUACAAUGGAAUUAAUUAAAAUAAUGUGAAUAAAAUGAAGGAAACAUAAAUCAAUAAUCAAACGAUAUCAUAACAUUGGAAAUUCAUAAAAUUCUUUUAUUAUUUCAAUGAUACAAAUAUCAUAUAAAAUUUUCCUACCAUAAGAUAUGUUAUCGUUCAGCUUUGGAUCACAAUACAAAAGUCUUUUUUCGUUAAGCAUUUGUUUAAAGAAUAUAUAAUAAAUUCUUUAACAUAAAUAAAUAAAUUUAGCUAUCAUCAUUUUGCUUCAGUAGUUGUGCGACAAUUUUUCGAUAACGUGCCAACAUCGGCCGAUAUAUCUACAAAAAAAGUUAGAUAUGAUUAAAAAAAAAUUAUAGAAUGCCAAUAACAACUUAGUAAUAAUCUAUUUAAAAACUUACUGAUUCAGCAUCACUGAACGGUUUACAGGCAAGUUUAGGCUCUGGAAUGAUACUUGUUAUUUCUUCAAAAUUAUUAUUUUCUCGAUGGAGGGCAUGCUUGGCUUGAUAUGCUGCUCCCAAUAAAGCAGAAUUUGUCAUUUCCUAAACAACGGUUUAUAUUUUAUAAAUAGUGAACAAAUAAGUAAAUUAAUGAAUCAUGAAAGUGAGUUAUAUAAUAAAUUUGUUAACAUACAAAAGUGUAAACUGGUGCAUUGAAUACAUCAGAUAGAACUUGAAGAACAGUUUUAUUUGAUGAUGUUCCACCAGUAGCAAUGAUACGAGUGUUUGACCCUGUAAUCAAAUCUUUUACUAAUUUUCUGGAAAACAAUGUAUUGAUAUUAUUUUUAUUAAAUUUUUUUUUACAAACCAACAACAAA